Molecule: messenger RNA, 489 nt
Organism: Tinamus guttatus (white-throated tinamou)
Lineage: Eukaryota; Metazoa; Chordata; Aves; Tinamiformes; Tinamidae
Source: RefSeq, a predicted model, not a curated record
AUGUCACAUAUUGUCUUCUCAUUAAUACCAAUUCAGCAAGAGAAGGAAGAACAACAUCAGCUAGCAGUCAAUGCCUUCUUAAAGAAUUCGAGGAAGGAGCAUCAGCGUAUCCUUGCACGUCGUCAGACUAUAGAGGAAAGGAAGGAGCGCCUUGAAAGUCUGAACAUCCAGCGUGAAAAGGAAGAGCUGGAGCAGCGCGAAGCAGAGCUACAAAAAGUCCGUAAAGCAGAAGAGGAGAGACUGCGCCAGGAAGCAAAGGAAAGGGAGAAGGAGCGUAUCCUGCAAGAGCAUGAGCAAAUCAAAAAGAAGACGGUUCGGGAGCGCCUGGAGCAGAUAAAGAAGACUGAACUGGGAGCCAAAGCAUUUAAAGAUAUUGACAUUGAGGAUCUUGAAGAGUUGGAUCCUGACUUUAUUAUGGCUAAACAAGUUGAACAGCUGGAGAAAGAGAAAAAGGAGCUUCAGGAACGACUGAAGAAUCAGGAGAAAAAG